AUGUCCAUCAAGUCCCUCGUCGUCCUAUUUCUCAGCUUGGCAGCUGCCAGCCCUUUGGCCAAGCGCGACGCUGCCACCGUUCUCGCUGAUCUGAACACCAUCAGCACUGAUCUGUCGACCUUGGACACCGCUGUCCAGGGGUUCGAUGGAAACAUCCUCAAUGCCCUGCCCAUUGCUAAUGAUGAGAGCACCGUCGAAAACGACCUCAAGCAGGCAAUCAGCGACACUGAUGCGUCGUCUGCAUUUAGCACCAGCGACAGUUCCAGCGUGACGAGCGCUGUGACGGCCCUCGAGCCCAGCAUCAAUAAGACGAUCAAUGAUCUUGUUGCCAAGAAACCCCAAUUCUCAUCCGCUGGCAUCACCAGUCUUGUCCUCCAGGACCUCCAGUCGCUCCAGAACCUGACCGACACGCUGUCCAGCAGCCUCCAGGCAAAGGUGACCCCGUCGGACGCCAGCACCAUCGCAUCCGGCACGACUGCUUUGGAUGCGGCAUUUGCGAGCGCGAUUGCGGCAUACUCUUGA
Molecule: messenger RNA, 522 nt
Organism: Rasamsonia emersonii CBS 393.64
Lineage: Eukaryota; Fungi; Ascomycota; Eurotiomycetes; Eurotiales; Trichocomaceae
Product: Hydrophobic surface binding protein A
Exons: 2
Coding region: 1-522 (173 amino acids)
Cellular component (GO): extracellular region
Source: RefSeq, a predicted model, not a curated record